This is a messenger RNA of Ziziphus jujuba (common jujube), 4297 nucleotides long. RefSeq names its product MMS19 nucleotide excision repair protein homolog. NCBI's taxonomy places the organism in Eukaryota, Viridiplantae, Streptophyta, Magnoliopsida, Rosales, Rhamnaceae. The transcript is spliced from 20 exons. Gene Ontology annotation, cellular component: cytosolic [4Fe-4S] assembly targeting complex. Gene Ontology annotation, biological process: iron-sulfur cluster assembly. The coding region runs from base 514 to 3996 and encodes 1160 amino acids. The record is from RefSeq and is a predicted model, not a curated record.
UUUGCCGAAAAAGUCCCAAGCUGAGAGGAAAGCCACGGGCAUCAAGUUGUGGUAGAAAGUGAGGAGCUUAUAUAGAUAAUAGAACUCUCUCCUUUUUUUUCUUUCUCGCUCUCUAUAUGAAUUAUUAAAUUUUUUGGGUUGGUCCGUGGAGCAUCAAAUUACGGUAGGAAUGAAAAAGGCUUUAGCAUCUAUGAAAAUGAAAAGUCCACAGAGGUUGCAAAUAGGAUUUCUUGCUAUCUAGUGUUCCAAUUUUAACUUACGAAUCACGUUGUCCCUUGCCGGUAGGGAGGAACCAAAUAAAGCAUAAAAAAACAUGAAAUUGGGGGUGCCUAAGACAAAUAAUAGAAAAAAUAGGGGCCUAUCUGCAAAGAAUCGUUUCAUAGAAACUUGAACUUUGUGGUCGUACGACUCACCGAGUCGGGGACAGCUCUCCUUUUCAAAACUCUCAAAACCCUCUUCCAGUCUCGUCAAAAACGGUUCCUCUAAAACCCUACUGUCUCUCUCUUCACGAUAAUGGCGGUCCCGAGCGAGUUGGCUCAGCACAUUGAGUCAUACGUCGACACGUCUCGCUCUCCUACUCAGCAGGCUACAAGCUUGGAUGCAGUCAUUUCUCUAGUGAAGAAUCACUUGAUAACAAUUGAAACACUGGUCAGAGAGAUGGAAAUUUAUCUGACGACUACUGAUAAUGUAAUUCGCGCUAGAGGUACUCUUCUUAUUGCAGAAUUGCUCAUGAAUCUUGUAUCAAAGCCACUAGACAAUGUUACAAUGCACAGUUUGAUUGGAUUUUUCACAGAUAGAUUGGCAGAUUGGAGAGCUUUACGUGGGGCUCUUGUUGGGUGCUUGGCACUGCUGAGGAGGAAAAGUAACAAUGGAACUGUUACUGCCAGUGAUGCAAAAGCAGUUGCCGAGUCUUAUUUACGGAACAUACAGGUGCAGUCUUUGGGACAGCAUGACAGGAAGCUUUGCUAUGAGCUUUUGGAGUGCCUUAUUGAAAGAUAUCCUAAUGAGGUUGCUUCACUGGGUGAGAACCUUAUUUAUGGAAUCUGUGAAGCUGUUGAUGGAGAGAAGGAUCCUUAUUGUUUGCUUCGAGCAUUUCACAUCAUUGAGGCUUUGGUGCAACUAUUUCCAGAUCCAUCUGGCCCACUUGCAAGUUAUUGUGGAGAUAUUUCUGAGAAUUUGGGACUUUACUUUCCCAUUCAUUUUACACAUCCAAAUGGUGAAGAGGCUGACGUGAAAAGGGAUGACCUCUCGAGGGCGCUAAUGUUGGCAUUUGCAUCCACACCUCUUUUUGAGCCAUUUACUGUUCCGUUGUUUCUUGAAAAGCUUUCUUCUCCUCUGCCGUUAGCAAAGGUUGACUCUUUGAAGUAUCUCAGUUAUUGCGCACCAAAUUAUGGAGCAGAUAGAAUGGCAAAACAUGCUGGAGCUAUUUGGAUCUCAUUAAAAAAUGCAAUAAGUACUUCAAUGCUAGAAUCUGCUAAAUCUUUUACUUCACAAUCACUGAAUGGUCUUGGCUUUGAGGAGAAUGAAAUUACAACAGAAGCUUUUAUGCUCCUAAAAACAGUUCUCAUGCAAAAUAGUGACUUACUUUCAAGUUUGAUUAUGGAUGAUGAAGAUAUAAGUACCACUUUCAACAACAUGACCAGUUAUGGGAGUUACAGUGAUAUUCCCUUGCAAGGAAAACAGAGGUUACAUGUGGUUGGCCGCAUCCUAUAUAUUACCACAAAGACUAACAUUGCUUGCUGUAAUAGAUUCUUUGAAAGCUUUUUCCCUCGCUUGAUGGAUAUAUUGGAGAUUUCUAAAAGAAAUUCAUCUGGUGGUUGCUUUCUAGAUGAAAAUUAUUCUUUAGCUAAUAAAUUUCAUUUUGGAGCUGUAUAUCUGUGUGUGGAACUCCUUUCAGCAUACAGAGAUUUAAUUAUGGAGUCCCGAGUAACUGCAACAGAUUCUAUUCAUGCAAAAGAGGCAUGCUGUUGCAUGCUUCAGAGGUUUUCUCUUUCAUUAAUCAAUGCCUUCUGCUCUACCCUGAGAACAGGUUGUAAUAAAGUGUCUGAUGAUGUGGAUAUAUACUUCAGAGUGAAGGGCUUGCAGAUUCUAGCUACUUUUCCAGAAGAUCUUUUACCUAUAUCAGGAUCCAUAUUUGAAAAUAUUCUGAGAACGUUCAUGUCAAUUAUCUUAGUGGAUUUCAACCAUAUAUUGUUAUGGAAGCUCGCAUUGAGGGCAUUAGUACACAUUGGUACUUUUAUUGAUACAUGCAGUAGGUCUGAGAAGGCAUCAAGUUUCAUGGCUAUUGUUGUUGAAAAGAUUCUCUCAUUGGUUCCUUUUGAUGAGUCUACCUUGCCUUUCUCACUCAAACUGGAAGCAAUCUUUGAAAUCGGCACAAGCAGGCAGAGUCAUAUGCUCAAAAUCAUUCGAGGGUUGGAAGAGUCUGUAUUUGCCUCUUUAUCUGAUGUUUAUGUUCAUGGAAAUUUGAGGUCCGUUGACAUGGCAAUUCAACUUUUGGAAUGCUUCUCUAAUAAGAUUUUUCCCUGGAUCCAUGGAACUGGAGAUCUUGAGGAAGUGCUAUUACGAUUUGCAAUUAAUGUCUGGAACCAUGUUAAGAGUUGGACAGCUAGCGAUGUUCAGGUCCAGGAAAAAGGGCUUCUUGAUGCAACAAUGAUGGCAACGAAGCUUGCUGUUGGGAGUUGUUCAGAGGAAAGUCAGAACAUAAUAAUCCAAAAGGCCUAUAGUGUACUUUCAUCAAAUACAUCUCUUAUAGUGAAGGAAUCCACAACCACCUCCAUUCCUGUCCAUCCUGAAGGAUUACAACUUACCCGACAGACAGACAAAUUUUCCCAUAAAGAUGAAUGUAUUCUUCUAUUAUUUGCAUCAAUAAUUAUAGCAGCUCGUCCGAAAACGCAUAUUCCAAAUGUACGAGAAAUACUGCACUUAUUUAUAGCCUCCUUCCUAAAGGGAUAUGUUUCAUCAGCUCAGGCAUUGGGUUCUAUGAUCAACAAGUUGGGUUUGAAAUCUAAUGGAACAGAGAUUUCAAGUGAUUGUGCAUUGGAAGAAGCUAUAUAUAUAAUUUUCAAUACAAAACCAUGGAAUUCCUACAACAACAGUGUUUCAGGGCAAUGUGAGGCAACAAGUAAUGGUAUUGAAAUUGGCCUUUCGGAUUUAUGCGUUGGUUAUGUGAACAAUAGACUGCUUCAAGUCAAUGCUAUUGUUGGACUAGCAUGGAUUGGAAAAGGUUUACUUCUGCGUGGUCAUGAAAAAGUAAAAGAUGUAACAAUGAUUCUUUUGCAGUGCUUAUUGUCAGAUGGCAGUACUGGUGCUUCAAAGUUGAAGCAGAGUUUGUUAGAGAAAACUUGUGAGCAGGAUUUGCAUCCUUCUGUGAUGAAAAGUGCAGCAGAUGCAUUUCAUAUUCUAAUGAGUGAUUCUGAUGAUUGUCUGAAUCAAAAAUUUCAUGCAAUAAUACGACCACUCUAUAAGCAGCGUUUUUUCUCCACUGUGAUGCCUAUUCUGCUGUCUUUGGUAGUGAAAUCUGAUUCAUCAUUUUCAAGAUAUAUGCUGUACCGGGCAUCUGCACUUGUUAUAUUGGAUGCUCCUUUGAUUGUUGUCGUGAGUGAAGCCAAGAAGAUAACUCCAAUACUGCUUGAGGGAUUAUCAGUGCUAAGUGAAGAUAUUGUGGAUAAAGAAAAGCUGUAUGCUCUUUUGCUAGUUUUAUCUGGAAUAUUGACAGAUAAAAAUGGACAAGAAGCUAUCAUGGAGAAUGCUCAUAUAAUUAUAAAUCGUCUCACUGAUCUCAUAUCCUAUCCUCAUAAGAUGCUUGUUCGAGAGACUGCAAUUCAAUGCCUUGUUCCCAUGUCCAAGCUGCCCUAUACAAUGAUCUAUCCCAUGAGAACACAGGUACUCCAAGCCAUUUCAAAGGCGCUUGAUGAUCCUAGGAGGGCUGUUCGGCAAGAAGCUGUUAGAUGCCGGCAAGCUUGGGCAUCAAUUGCAUCAAGAAGUCCUCAUUUUUGAAGAGCGCGGCAGAUUUCUUACGAAGGUCAAUUGAGCAAAUCACAUUUUAUGUGCCUAUUUAUUGCGUUGUAAAGUUCAUAUGUAUUCAUUGACAUUUUCAACGACACAUUUGUAAAUAUAAACUCUUGUAUAUUACCAUUUUGUUUCUAGUUUUAAAACUAAAAAGAAAUCCUGAAGAGGAGAAGGAUGAGAGAGUAUUUUGGAGUUCCUCUUAUCUCUUUUUCUCUACUUGGCCCAAUUACCAUUUUUCUGUAUAUUUUUCAAGAUUGAUGAUUAAAUCGAACCGAUUUUCUUUUAAUCA